Molecule: messenger RNA, 1279 nt
Organism: Colletotrichum destructivum
Lineage: Eukaryota; Fungi; Ascomycota; Sordariomycetes; Glomerellales; Glomerellaceae
Exons: 1
Coding region: 115-762 (215 amino acids)
Source: RefSeq, a predicted model, not a curated record
CCGCCAUCGACUCUUAAUACUCCCAAGUAAUCUCAUCUACCGAACCACAUCAGUCUUUUACGACAACCCAACAGACGAAGCAAAACCACUCAAGACAACCCAAAAAAACACACAAUGCAGUUCGCCAACACCCUCGCCGUCGCGGCCUCCUUCAUCGCCGCCGUCUCGGGCGCCUCCAUCCCCUCGGUCUACAGCCGCCAGACCAGCUGCACGAUCAACAGCCCGACCAACGGCACAACCAACGGCACCGCCCCGGCCACGCCCCCGGCCUACUUCCAGAUCAUGGCCCUCCGCUCCGCUAGCCCCGUGCACUUCUCCCACUUCCAGGCCGCCCGCAGCAGCAUCUUCCUGCAGCUGCCGAGCCAGAACGCCACCUGCGACAACGGCAAGGCCCCCGUCACCGAGGAGGAGGCCACCUUCUACCUCUCCGACGACGGCGGCCUCUACCUCUACGCCGCCUCCGCCACCCCGCAGCAGCUCUACGCCGACCGCUCCGGCAUGGGCCAGGGCAAGCUCGGCUACACCACCGGCGCCCAGCCCGCGCCCCGCAACGGCGAGCGCACCGGCUGGACCAUCGACCAGUACGGCGACCUGACCCUCGACGGCGCCGGCUUCCUCGCCUGCCCCGGCAGCAUCGAGAACUCGUGGGCCAUCUGGGUGUCCUCCGGCGUCGCCAACCCUGCUGGUAACACCGGCUGCCUCGGUAUCUCGGCCCGCGCCGUCGAGGUCAAGGAGCCCAGCAGCUGCGUCUACACCUUCUAAGCCCGGUCGACAGGACUGUCUGGAGCUGAAUUUUCUCUUGUAUCGAACUGGAAACUGGUUAAAAAAGGCAUUGGGGUGGGAAUACCCAUAGAACAGCGAAAUGUUAUUUGUCUUCUUCCAUAGUGUGUUUCUGACAUGGUCAUCGCCAUCGAUACCUGUACAUCACUUAUCAUAUCACAUCUGUAUGGGAGGGUAUUUUAUCCUUCUGCAUACGAAUUAAUUUUGUUAUUUUAUUACGUCAUCAUCUGUAGUAACGAUGCUUAAACGUGAAUAGCCUUGAUCCUUCAAUCCUUAUCAUUUCUACCCUCAUGAUUUCCAUCACGAUGGUUCUUCUAGUUUUUAUCAAUGGCCACUUUUCGAACAAAUAUCUUGAACGUGAUGGGAAAGUUUGUAUGUAUUAUGUCUUGGCUUGGCUCAGCGAAAAGUCUAACUGUCAACCAUGCAGGCAGGUUAUCUUUUUGUUUUCUCUCUCUCUCUCUCUCCCUCUCUCCCUCUCUCGUUCCACUUCAACGCUCGU